AGCGUGGUUACGCCGUGGUUUUGUGUUGUCUUGUAAAUCACACUUGGUCAACGUCAAGCAAGUUGUCAGCGGUAGUCUAUUUAAGGUGACGAUGUUGCUAGAGUUUGAUAAAUAAUAACACUUAAACAAGUGGAUAAGUAAAAAACCAUUGGUAUUUUGAAUUACAACGUAUUCCACUGCUGUCGCUGCAACAACCACUUCGCAGUGGAGCUACGGCUGCAAUACUUCGUCAGGCACUUUAGCCGACAGCUAACAUUAGCUGCUAACACGCAGCUGUCUGCCACACAAGAUUGAAAGCUCAUGUGAACUCUUGCCGCUGAAAAUAAACUAAUUCCUCACAGGUGGCAGAUCAGGAGUGUCCUGUUGUCAAGACAGUGUCACAAUGUUGAAUCCAGCCAAUGGUGAUCCGGGCCUCGUGGUCGUGAAUUAUGUUGAGGAGUAUUUGGACCUGGUGGAAUCCCUGCCUUUUGACCUACAGAGAAGUGUGACCCUCAUGAAGGAAAUAGAUGCAAGAUAUCAGGAUGUUCUGAAGGAGCUAGAUGACGCAUAUGAACGUUAUCGCAGAGAACCUGACAUGCUACAGCGGCGCAAGCUUCAGCUGUCUAUUCAAAGAGCUCUGAUUCGAAGUCAAGAGCUCGGAGAUGAAAAGAUCCAGAUUGCUGGUCAGAUGGUGGAGUUGGUGGAGAACCGAACACGACAAAUCGACUGGCAUUCCGAACUUCUCAUUUCCUCUCAAGAAGUCCCAGAAAGCCAUGUUCCCACCACACCAUCCAUUACAACCACUUCUGCAUCCAUUAUGUCCACAUCAGCAGCCACCGUUGUCACUGGCAAACCUGGCCACCACGACAAGAAGCGAGAGGAGGUCACACCGAACUCAGGUGGCGCAGACAAGGCCGGGGGAAAGCGCUCCAGGCGCCAGAAAAAUGGAGAAAAUCGGGAAAGUUACAGUGGCAUGGAUCACGUAGAGGACGUAGGGGUUGGAGCAUCGCGGGAGAAGCGUGCAAAAACAUCUUCCAAGAAGAAGAAACGGUCAAAGGGGAAGUCAGAGAGAGAAGUGUCACCCCCAGAUUUGCCCAUCGAUCCAGAUGAACCCACGUACUGCCUGUGCGAACAGGUGUCGUACGGUGAGAUGAUCGGCUGCGAUAACGACGAAUGUCCCAUAGAGUGGUUCCAUUUCUCCUGCGUCGGUCUUCAUCAUAAGCCCAAGGGAAAGUGGUACUGCCCAAAGUGUCGAGGGGAGAAUGAGAAGACCAUGGACAAGGCCUUAGAAAGGGCAAAAAAGGAGCGAGUGUACAACAGGUAGCUCGUUCUGUCUGGUCUGACAAACAAUAUUGCGUUAAUCCUUGGGUUUUUAUUGUUGUAACAGUAAAAGGAAACAGAGAGCCCUGUUUCCCUUUACUGAUACAACAAUGAAAGGACAAGAGUUGUGUACAUAAGUUAUUUUUGUAACUGCUACAUAGGCAGAAAAAUACUCUCAAACAAUACAACCUGCAUGUUUGUAACCAGCUGCAUUCCAUUCUCCUUUGCAUUAUUGUUAUAAUUAUUACUAUUAUUAUAGGAAAAGUGACAAAACCACAAUAAAACUCUACAGCAUCCUUCAA
Messenger RNA from Cynoglossus semilaevis (tongue sole), 1601 nucleotides. RefSeq names its product inhibitor of growth family, member 1 (gene ing1). The record is from RefSeq and is a predicted model, not a curated record. Lineage: Eukaryota; Metazoa; Chordata; Actinopteri; Pleuronectiformes; Cynoglossidae. Gene Ontology annotation, cellular component: nucleus. Gene Ontology annotation, biological process: positive regulation of DNA-templated transcription. The transcript has 4 exons. Bases 383 to 1303 code for a protein of 306 amino acids.